Molecule: messenger RNA, 1679 nt
Organism: Dermatophagoides pteronyssinus (European house dust mite)
Lineage: Eukaryota; Metazoa; Arthropoda; Arachnida; Sarcoptiformes; Pyroglyphidae
Source: RefSeq, a predicted model, not a curated record
CGGUUUUAAUGUUGGCUUACUCCAUUGAUAAUCCGGCAAACUGUUUCAUUAAUUGUUGUGGUUUAAAAUUUGAUUCAAUCUUCAUUCUCAUUAAUAUUUGCAUUAAUUAUUGUAGAUUAUCAUCAAUUAUUACCGCUAACAAUUAAUGACACCGUGAUCAUCAAUCAAUCGUAAAUAACUUUGACCAGAACGUGGUGAUUUAAAAGUCUGGAUCGAUUAUUAAUUGGUUAGCAUUUGUUCAUUAUCGAUAAAUGUUUCUCUAUUGAUUGUUAUCGAUUUGUUUCGCAAGUCUUGAUAAUUGAAAGUGAAAAUCCGUCCAUCCAUAAUAAUACAACUUUUGAUUUUAUGUUGGCGAUAAUUUUUCCCCAUACUCAUUGAUUGAACUCGUUCGCCUUAUGUCAUCAUUUCCGUUUUCUUCGAUCUAUUUCAUUGGCCAACUCAGAAAAAUAUUUAUAAUACAACAGAAAAAAGAACGACAACAUCUGACAAAAUGACAACCAUACUACCCACCGAACUAAUAUCGAACAAAAAGCUUCUGGUUCUCAAUAUUGGUGAUAUAGUUGAAUGUAGAACAUGUUUUGAAGAGAUUUUUACCGGUGAAGUGAUGGCAUUCGAUUAUGAAAAUCAGAAUAAAAUCCUGGUUUUGAAAAUUCCAUCAACAUCAUCAUCAUCCACUUGUAACAUUACCUGUGUUAAUCUGGAAUUUUGUAGCAAUGUUCAUGUGGUUCAAGAAAUGCCCGAAUCUACAUCGAAUACACAUAUAAAUCUUCCAGAUAUAAAUACGAAUAAGCUUGAAGAAAGAGUUAAUGUUGCUGUGAAAGAACGUAAUAAUCUAAUUGAAGCUUAUAAAUCUGGUGUCAGUUCUGAUGGUAUAUCAUUGUAUUUGUCGUUGAUAAAAACAAUCGGCGGUUCGGUUACAUUAGAAUCCUUUCAUAACAAUAAAGAACAUUGUAUAGUGAUUAAAAAGAACACAAAAAUAACGCCACCAUUCAGUGCCGAUUGUGUACAAGCAGUUGUACUUCCUAAUAAAACGGCUGGUCCGAUGGCUUCUGAAGCGGUUAAAUAUGCUCGACAAUUGGUUGAAAAAUUUUGGCGUGAUCAAAAUAAAGACCCAUAUACGUUAGCCAGUUGUGGUCCAUCAUCCACACAGUUCAAUGUUAAAAAUCAGAAUAAUAAUGACACCACAACAACAUCGAACAACAACAAUCUGAAUAAUAGUAGAAAUAAUAGUAAUAAUUCAUCGAAAGAAUCAUCACCACAUUCGACGAUGGCAACAUUAUCAUCUCCAACAACAUCAUUAUCAUCACAGAGUGGUUCACGAUCAUCACCAGUUCCACCAACAACAACAGCCGUAACAGCACAGACAUCGACCAUAAACAAUAUGAUUUCAACGACGAAGACGUUGAUCAAUAAUUUGACUUCAUCAAUCGGAAAUGUCCAAACACCACAGAAUUCAACUACGACUUCAUCGUCGUUAUCAUCUUCAACAUCGUCUUCGUCGUCGUCGGCAGCAUCGUCUACAUCAAAUUCAGCGACUAUGACAGCAGCCGCUGCUGUCUCAUCGAAACAAAAUCAGAAAACAACGGCAAAUUCCCGUUAUUAGAUAAGAAUUAAUUAUUGAGUUUUUCCCAAUUUUUUAAAAAUGAAAUGAAUUAAAAAUACAACAUAGAACAUUGUCA